UGCGCCUCCCACUCCUUCCCUCCCCUUUCGGCAAAACCCCAACGCCGAACAGAGCCGUCCCCCUUCCCCACCCAACCACGGCCCCGUCCCGUACCCAACCCCAGCGAAGACCCUAGCCGGAGCAUCCACCCGAUGUCUCUCGGCAGGCCCAACCGCGGCAAUGCCGCCGCAGGCCGCGGUGGCGGCGGCGCGGCGCUGCCCGGCGCCCUCGGCCUCGGGAGCUUCCCGCGGCACGACCUCCCCGCCCCACCCGACGGGCUCGACCUCAACGCCGUCGUUGCGCCGCCGGUGAGCCAAGUUGCCCCAGCCCCAGAUCGCCCUUCCCAUGUCAGUGUACAAGAAUUCCGAGCUCGUGUCCGUACCUUGGAGAGUGCUUUUUCUGAUGCGGAUUGGUUUUUAAGGGAUAUUCAAGGUGAAAUACAACAGAUGAGGGAGGAGGGGCAUGAGAAAGACAGGCAAAUCCGAUCUCUCGUUGAAGAUGCAAUGAAGAAACGUCGGUCAAGCCACAUUAGAAUCAAGCAAUUCGACCAUGAUAAAGAGCUGAUGCGUCGAUUCUUUCAGGGAUGCAAAGAAAAACUUAAGAAGUCUUCUGAUGCAUUUCGGGAGUAUAAGAAGAUGUGUGAAGGAAGUGGCGUGUCAUCUUCGGGUGUUGUGGCUGAUGAGCAAAAUCGUAUUCUUAUGAUGCGGCAGGAGUACGCAGAGAACAUUAAUGCGCUUGAGAGAUAUCUGCAUUCGAGCUUUGCAGCAUGUGCUAAAGAGAUUACAAUGCUGGCAACAAGGAUUGCAUACCUCAACAAUGAACGUCAAAGGCUGAAUGAUUAUAUACAAAUUCCAGAUCUUAACAAUGGGGGUCCUCAACUGUGAAUUCUACAUUGGAGCAGACUACAAGGGUGACGCAGGUGGCCAUUGAAGCUUUUGCCAUGAAGGAUGGGCACUGAAGAUGAGGAGGAUCGCAUAUAUUUUGGUGUUGCUGACAUAACCAAGAUGCCGCAACAUGGUGCCUUAAGUAUUAUUAGUUCUGUAGCCUGUAGCCUGUACCCGCAUACCGUGCUAUGAAACAGUGAUCCUUUAUAGACUUACAUCGCAAGACUUUGUUUGAUGUAAAGCCUAUUAUCAAAGACUCGAAAUGUAGCAUCACCUAUUCCUUCUCUCCAGUAAUGUUAAUUAUUCCAUCUAUA
This is a messenger RNA of Triticum aestivum (bread wheat), 1178 nucleotides long. RefSeq lists its product as uncharacterized. NCBI's taxonomy places the organism in Eukaryota, Viridiplantae, Streptophyta, Magnoliopsida, Poales, Poaceae. The coding region runs from base 133 to 864 and encodes 243 amino acids. The record is from RefSeq and is a predicted model, not a curated record. The transcript is spliced from 2 exons.